UUUCCAUUCAUCAGCACUAAAAAUACAGUCCAUUUCAAUAUUCACGCCCCUCAGUGCUUAUUUACUUUCUGUUAGAGGCUCUUAAAACCAAUUUGGAGCAAAAUAACGAUCCGUCCAGCCAUAGAUCAAUAGCUUUAAUCUGCAACGAGUGUCAGUCGCAGCUCCGCAUGUAGGAGAAUGCAGACAGGAGGGGUGGAGUUCACGGCUUUUACUUUUCACACGCUGCACUGGCAGAACAGCUCAUUCUUUGCCUGGAAAACAGCGGAGUUGGUGCCGAUGCGUCCUGGCAUGUGACUCCACUUCAGUCAAAUCAAUCGCCUGCUCUGCUGCAGCCUCCCAUUAAACUUUCCAUGCUGUUUCCCGUCCAAUGGACAGCACUUAGAAGGUUUGUGUGGACCGUUUCAGCUUCUGUUCGCUCGACUGCUGCGCUCCGGCUCCACGCCGUCGGCUCUCCAGGUUCAGAGGGACUCACGCGGCUCGGAGAGCUGGCCUGGGUCUCCUGCGCGCAUGGAGGGAGACGUUAUGGACAAGGUGGAGGCCACGGCGACGGUCCGUGACUUCGACCCUAUCAGUGGGAGCAUCCCGGCCACCAAAGUGGAGAUCACCGUGUCCUGCAGGAAUCUGCUGGACCGAGACACUUUCUCCAAAUCCGACCCAUUGGUUGUGUUGUACACACAGGGUGUGGAGUCCAAACAAUGGAGAGAGUUUGGGAGAACAGAGGUGAUAGACAACACGCUAAACCCAGACUUUGUCAGGAAGUACAUCCUGGACUACUUCUUUGAGGAGAAACAGAACCUGCGCUUUGACGUGUAUGAUAUUGAUUCUAAAAGUCCAGAUCUGGCAAAGCAUCCACCCGACUUUAACGACUUCCUGGGACAGGUCUACUGUACGCUGGGAGAGAUUGUGGGCUCACCUGCCAGUCGCCUGGAGAAGCCUCUAGGUGGCAUACCUGGGAAGAAAUGUGGGACCAUUGUCUUGUCGGCUGAGGAGCUGGGAAACUGCAGAGAUUACGCCACCAUGCAAUUCUGUGCCAACAAACUGGAUAAAAAGGACUUCUUUGGAAAGUCGGACCCCUUCAUGGUCUUCUACAGAAGCAACGAGGAUGGCACGUUCACCAUCUGCCACAAGACUGAAGUGGUGAAAAACACGCUGAACCCUGUGUGGCAGGCCUUCUCUAUCCCUGUCAGAGCACUCUGCAAUGGAGACUAUGACAGGACAAUCAAAGUGGAGGUGUAUGACUGGGACAGAGAUGGGAGUCACGAUUUCAUCGGCGAAUUCACCACGAGCUACAAAGAGCUCUGUCGAGGUCAGAACCAGUUAAAUGUCUACGAGGUGGUGAAUCCCAAGAAGAAAUUAAAGAAAAAGAGAUACAUCAACUCCGGGACGGUGUCCUUGUUGUCAUUCAAUGUGGAGUCAGAGCACACGUUUCUGGAUUACAUCAAAGGAGGGACUCAGAUUCACUUCACAGUGGCCAUUGAUUUCACUGCAUCAAAUGGAAACCCAUCCCAGUCCACUUCACUGCACUACAUGAACCCUUACCAGAUGAAUGCCUAUGCCAUGGCCCUGAAGGCUGUGGGAGAGAUCAUCCAGGACUAUGACAGUGAUAAGAUGUUUCCUGCUCUGGGAUUUGGCGCUAAGCUGCCUCCUGAUUGGAGGGUCUCCCAUGAGUUUCCUCUGAAUGGAAACAUUGAGAACCCAUACUGUAAUGGCAUGGAGGGGAUUCUCGAAGCUUACCAUCAAAGCCUUAAGACGGUUCAGCUGUACGGACCCACCAACUUCGCUCCUGUUGUUAAUCACGUGGCAAGGUAUGCAGAAGCAGUGCAGGAUGGAUCUCAGUACUUUGUCCUGCUCAUCAUCACUGAUGGCGUCAUAUCCGACAUGGCUCAGACCAAGGAGGCCAUAGUGAAUGCAGCUAAACUCCCCAUGUCUAUCAUCAUUGUUGGAGUUGGCCAAGCUGAGUUUGAUGCUAUGGUUGAGCUGGAUGGCGAUGAUAUCAGGAUUUCCUCACGGGGGAAGUUGGCAGAGAGAGACAUUGUACAGUUUGUCCCAUUCAGAGACUACAUGGACCGCACAGGCAACCAUGUGCUGAGCAUGGCGCGGCUUGCCAAAGAUGUACUGGCAGAGAUACCCGACCAGCUCAUCUCCUACAUGAAGAGCAGAGGUAUUAAACCUAACCCCGUCCCACCGGCUUACUCGACUGGCGAACACCCCUCGACCAACCCCGUCUGAGCUCCACAGGCGGUUCCACGUCAGGGCAGGUUAGGGUCUGGAUUGAUGGGAACGCUUUCGAGGCUCUUUCGUAGAUAUUAAUCUGCCUGAAUGAUGAGACUCCAUUUUGUUCUGGAGAGAUAGGACUGCUUUUGGAGAACCUAUUGAUGAUCAGGGAGUUUGAAUAUGAGAGUGCUGAGAGGAGUCCGAUAUAAAAGGAAGGUUUUAGUUGUUUGCUGUCAAACCUGUCAAAGUGGUGAUGUAAUGGAUAGCAAGUAAACCCGUAGAGAGAGCCUGUUUGAAGGCAUAAUUAUAUUAGAAUGUGCCAGUGUGUAUCAUGUUUGUGAUACCUUUUGGAAUCAAUGUGUGUUAAACUAGGAAAUUAUGUGUAUACUAAUUUAUUUAUUUAUUUAUUUAUUUAUUGCAGAUGUAAUUUAUUCCUUUGGAGGGAUUUUAAGGGUGGGGGAUUAAAGUCAUAUUUCCCCUGUAGUUUUCCAUCUUAUAUUUUGUGACCAGUGUAAUAAAAAAAAUCCCCAUUUCUACUUUGAUAAGGACUGUAAUAUAGAAGCAUGUGAUAAAAUCUGUUAAGCAGUUUAUGAAUCAUUUUCACUGAUGGAUAAUUUUCGAUUGCAAGCUGUUAUAUAGAGGACCUGCUGUGAGCUGUCGCCAUACUGAUUAUCCAGCACCAUGUCUUAUAUGUCUUUCCUAUAUUUAUAAUUAACAGAAUGCACUAAUUACCAUCCAAAUAAAAAGCACAAAGGUUAUCAUAUUAAUAAGCUGAAAACAACUGUUUUGAAUGAACCAAAAGCAGCCACAAUGAAAAUAAUGGAAAGAACCCCACAUUAUGUUGUCAGCACGGCUUUAACAUUGUCUUCCACCACCAUUUUAAACAAAAGGAAGAAUGUUUAUGAUAAAAUGACAAUAUUGUUAUACUGACAUAACUUUUCAUCAUAGAAACAGGAUGUUUACAGGCAAACAGAUGAAUAAGUGUGUACUUGCUUUCCAUGUUGGUAUGCAGAGAGGUAAAUUCUACCGCUUCAGUCUUGCUGCUGUGUCUCAUUUGUCAUCUCGCUGUUUGUGUUUCUUUCCAUUAUAUUUGUUGUGGUUACAGUUUAUUGUCUGGGAUUUUGCUCAAUACCAAUUAGGGACCCUACAAAUAAGCUUUUGAAAGACUGAUGUCAACUAAUACCCAUUUUAUUCCCAACCCCCUCUUAAAUGGAAAACUGAAAAAGAAAACUGAAAAAUCAUUAACAAGAGCAUGAGAUAUUUGGGUGUUGAAUGUUUUUUUUUUUUAAAUGAUCAAAAGACAACAAAACAAAACAAAAACCAGUCAGGAGUCCAUCUUUUCUCAUUCAUCAAGUGUCUUGUGUAUGCAUUUUGUUUACUGUGGUUUACUCUUUUAUUUUAAUUAAGUGUUCCCAGAAAACCUGAUUUUACACCAAUUUACAACAGCCCAUUUUAUAACAAAACAUUGGGAUACCGUUUUAAUGCUUAAAGUACAAUUUCACAAUAUUGUUUUACACUUUAAUUGAAACCAGCUGUUGAUUUCUUCACUCAAUUUGUUCACUGCAUUUCUUUUUGGUGACUGUGUACAAAUUUUGUAAAGAGAGUCACAGCCCAUUCGUGGCCCAGUGGUGUACAUCCUAAUGUAUCUAUUUGUAAAGGCCAUCAUUUUUGUUAGUAUCUCUCAGUCACUCGAUAUCUCGAUCCAAAUGUGCCUAUUAUAUGGAAACAUAUCCAAAUUCAGUUUACCCAGGUGUUAUUCUGCCAGCAGCAGCAGCAGGUCUCAUGUUUAAGAUGUACUCACAGAAAAUGUUAGUGAUGACAAAACUGUUGCAAGAUUUGGACUAUUACAGCUGCAGAAGCUGAUACACACUGUCUCAAACCAGUGUUCUGUACUUUUUAUACUUACAACUCUUCACUAAGGAUCUUUGAAAUAAUAAAAGAGAACAGUGUCACUAAGCCUUGUUGUACAAUAUUCAAAGUCAAGACUUGUUUACAAUUCAACUGUGGCUACUCACAUUGCCUCAUGGAAAAAGUAAACAUUCAUGGGUUUCUUUAAGAAGUGAGUUCAUCUUUGAUCUGUUGUUUUUGUACAUUAAUCAGUUUUAUUUUGUACUUUGAGAGUUUCAUGGAAUGACACAGGAAAACUAACGUUUACAAAGAUUUGUCAUGUUGUUCCCUGAGAAUGUGAAGAUUUGUUAUUUUUUCUGUUUUGUGUUUAGAGCAAAUGUGUUUUAUGUGAUUCAUGUUGCUUUAUGAUCUUAGUUAUGCAUUCAAUGUUCUUUGACUCCCGUUGCUUUCAUGCUCUCAGAGAGAAGAUAAGAGUCUGAUGAUACUGCAGAAACUCAGUCCAGAGGCAGUGAACUCCUUCUGUCGCAGGCCCAGAUCCAUAUUUGACAUUUUUUUCUUGCUUUUGUAUUAAAUUUUUCACUAGUGAUGACAUCUCUCCCUCAGAAUACAAAGCAGCAUUGAAUCUGCUGCCAAUUUCACAGUCUCAUUAGAAAUGAAAUGAGGCCAUUAAGUUUCCUUUCAUAGCAUGCAUCUAUACCAGAAUACCUCUACAGAAAGCCAUUGAAGCCAAAAGGAAAUAAUUAAUAUACGAUGAAUACAUUUGUUAUGAAAUAUAUUUAAAGUAGUAUUAUGGAUUAAUAACUUAAAUAUCUCUUCCUCUUUAACUUCUACUUUUUAAGUAUGAUUUUUUUACAUUUUCCUUUUAAAAACAACUGCAAGUUGUUGUACUCCCCUAGGAAACGUGUGUAAUUUGGCAGGCAUGUUAAGUCAGCAUCAGCAUGC
Scatophagus argus is the source of this 5004-nucleotide messenger RNA. It is a transcript of the gene cpne5a, whose product is annotated as copine Va. The transcript has 21 exons. The coding region runs from base 508 to 2229 and encodes 573 amino acids. Gene Ontology annotation, molecular function: calcium-dependent phospholipid binding. Gene Ontology annotation, biological process: cellular response to calcium ion. NCBI's taxonomy places the organism in Eukaryota, Metazoa, Chordata, Actinopteri, Scatophagidae. Gene Ontology annotation, cellular component: plasma membrane. The record is from RefSeq and is a predicted model, not a curated record.